This is a messenger RNA of Anneissia japonica, 714 nucleotides long. RefSeq lists its product as uncharacterized. Bases 1 to 639 code for a protein of 212 amino acids. The record is from RefSeq and is a predicted model, not a curated record. Lineage: Eukaryota; Metazoa; Echinodermata; Crinoidea; Comatulida; Comatulidae. The transcript has 4 exons.
AUGGACCCUCCUAAAAUUAUAGAAGAGACCGGAAAAAACAGUGGCACUACAUUUUCCUGCGAGUGGUCUACAAUUCAUCCUGAUGAUGAACCCAUUGUUGUAAGAUGGUUUCUUGAUGGCCGUGAACUCAUUACUAAAGACAAUGAUUUCAUUAUAAGGAAAGAAAAAAGGAAGACAAGACUUGUUAUUCCUAACAUAACUGAGGUUAAUUUUGGGAAUUACACUUGUAGUAUCACUGUUAGUACAAAUAGAGGUGAUAUGACUGAGAUGAGCCAGAACUCCAUAGAACUAAAAAUGAAUGUAAAUUCAACUAAAACUAAGAAUAAUGUGCGGAUACUUCUUCCUGUUGCUGUGUCUGCUGUGGUAAUUACUAUUUGUGUUAUCAGUUUCGCUGUGUUCCAGUUAGACAGAAAAUACGCUUCGUCUAAAAAAAAUAAAUUGCCAUUUGAGCUAUUUGUUGAAAAGGAGUUUUUCUGCAACGAAGGAGAAUCAGCAGAUAUGGUGUUAAGGUACGAACCAAAGAAUGCAAAAACAGCAAGCAUCUCAUGGUUUAAGAUAAAUAAGGAGCAGGAUAGGACUGACCACAUCCUCACGUUCAAUACAGAUUUUAAACAAAGGCGAAAGUCACCUACAAGGUAAGCCUACUUUGAAUACAAUUUCAAUGAAUUACACAGCCAACACACACCUACAUCCCACUGACACUAUAAACAAAAU